Messenger RNA from Spinacia oleracea (spinach), 1023 nucleotides. Its product is annotated as beta-glucosidase 12-like. NCBI's taxonomy places the organism in Eukaryota, Viridiplantae, Streptophyta, Magnoliopsida, Caryophyllales, Amaranthaceae. Gene Ontology annotation, molecular function: beta-glucosidase activity. The transcript is spliced from 8 exons. Bases 1 to 1023 code for a protein of 340 amino acids. The record is from RefSeq and is a predicted model, not a curated record. Gene Ontology annotation, biological process: carbohydrate metabolic process.
AUGCAGCGACCUUGGGAUGAUUUUAGGGAUUAUGCAAAUGUUUGCUUCGAGGAAUUUGGCAACAAAGUGAAGCAUUGGACGACACUGAAUGAACCUUGGACCUAUACUAGUCGUGGAUAUGCUACCGGAAACUUUCCACCUGGCCGAUGUUCAAAGUGGCAGAAGCUUAAUUGUACCGGUGGAGAUUCAGCUACUGAGCCAUACUUGGUUGCUCACCAUCAGCUUCUUGCUCAUGCAACAGCAGUUGACUUGUAUAGGCGUAAAUAUCAGGCAUCUCAAAAUGGUGUAAUCGGUAUCACGUUAGUGGCAAACUGGUUCGUUCCACUGUCACAAGUACCGCGCCAUCAGCUUGCAGCCGUGAGAGCGCUUGACUUCAUGUUUGGAUGGUUUAUGGAUCCAAUAACAAAAGGUGAGUAUCCACGUACCAUGCGUUCUCUUGUAAGAGACCGGUUGCCUAAAUUCUCCGCGGAGCAGUCAAUGAUGGUGAAUGGAUCUUUUGAUUUUCUGGGAUUGAAUUAUUACACUACCAAUUAUGCAGCUGAUUCUCCUCGUCUGAAGCUUGCAAAACCCAGUUACCUCACUGAUUCUACUGUCACACAAACAGGGGAGCGAAAUGGAAUUCCAAUUGGUCCAAAGGCUGCUUCAGAUUUUCUGUUUGUUUAUCCACAAGGAAUUCGAGAUCUUUUGCUUUAUUUGAAGAAAAGAUAUAACAACCCUUUGAUUUAUAUUACAGAGAAUGGUGUUGAUGAGGUUAACAAUGACAAAUUGUCACUUGAGGAAGCACUUACUGAUAAAAUGAGGGUGCAGUACCACCAUGAUCAUCUGGCCUUCUUAGAUCUUGCAAUUAAGGAAGGUGUCAAUGUGAAGGGUUAUUUUGUGUGGUCGUUGUUGGACGACUUUGAAUGGAGUUCCGGUUAUACCGUCCGAUUUGGGAUCUACUAUAUUGACUACAAAGAUGGAUUAAAAAGAUACCCUAAACUUUCUGCCUUUUGGUUUAAGAAUUUCCUCCAAAACAAGAAAUAA